Molecule: messenger RNA, 1328 nt
Organism: Physella acuta
Lineage: Eukaryota; Metazoa; Mollusca; Gastropoda; Physidae
Source: RefSeq, a predicted model, not a curated record
UAUUUGGUAUAACGGUUGUGUUGGUUGAUAAACAAACUGGCUACUGGAUGGAUUCCAUGCUGGCUCUACCCUAUUCGAUGUUCCGUUAUUAUCAAUACCUCCCCUGGUUCGGAAAAUACGCAAGACAAGUAAUUGUAAUGUCCGCCCAUGAUGAUAAUCAUAUCUACGUAUACGGAUAUGAAAAACAAAUUGAUGAAUAUUUAAAACCAUAUUAUCCGUCUGCAAAGCUCAACCAGGGAGAUUAUACGAUUUUCAGUAACUAUCUCUGUGGUUUGUUGACUUAUGAAAAAGAAUACUUUGAUGGGGGAGUAGUCAUCUACGGUAAGAAGAAGAUUGGAGCUAUUGUUGUAGCCUGUGAGACUUCAUUUCAUUUCACGUGCAAAACCGAUAAGACAAAUUACCCUUUAAUUGAGAGCAUAGAUUUCGUCACACAUCUUAAAUCGGUGGAAUUUGUCGUCUUUAGUAGACUCAAGAUGUCGACGUCUGAUUGGCCAUUUAUCAACGAUGAGCUAAUUAUUGCAACUAUGGAAGCUCCAGAAACAUGUGUUACAAUCAACAAAGAAGAAACUUUUUUUUUGAGUAAAAGUUAUCAUAGAACGAUCACCAUAAAUUUUGACUACCCGUUGCACGUAAAAGCUGACGGACUUAUUGUUUGCUACUAUCUGAGCAAGGGCAAGGAUUGUACGUCAAGCAUGGCUUUAGCUUGGCUGGUUCCUGUUGAAUUAUUCUACUUUAGCUACGUGUUCAGCGUGCCCUUUCCUUACAACUCGACAGCUAGCCAGAUGAGAGCCUAUGCUAUUUUAGUGGCAGAUAAAGAUAAAUAUACAAGUCUUUUAGUUGACGGCAAGCACGCUCUUAACUACAGAUGUAUCCAUAAUAUAAAAUCUGUGACAGCUAUAUUAGUUUUUGCUGAAAAAGCUUUGGUGUCAGAUGUGAGUACAACUUCCUAUCAAGUGCGAUAUUUGAAAAUCUCACCAGGCUCGCAUACGGCUUCCUCCACAAUUCACUAUCCUUUCGGCCUUUACCUGUAUGGGUGGAAAGACGGCGGCACCUUCUUACACGCUGCUGGUUAUGCAAUCCGUAAAACUAGUGGGGAUUGUACAACUGAUCUUGGAGCUAUGCUUCCUGGAGACUUGGUAGACAACGAUUGUGAUGGGCUCCUCGACGAAGAUCUCAGGACGGCGGAUGGGGUCAAUGGUCAGAAUUCAGCUGCAAUUACCCGACGGAGGAGUUCUUUGAAAAGCGAAGCCUUUGAACGAACCACAAGGCAGAGGUUGUUUGAUUAUGGAGAUGUCUCUUCUAGAUAUGUUGCUAUCCCCAGCUGUUGA